AGCUUCAACAGCGCGCCAAUAAGAAACGCCACCCGGAAGCGGAAGCCAACCCGCGGCCCUGGCGGGCGGGAGAGUUGAGUAGGAGGAAUGACUUCCGAUUUCUCCUUUGCCCCGCCCAUUUUCUUUCGUCUCCUUCCCCGGGAUUGGCUGCCUUGUGCCUGGGCCCCGCCUUCUCGCGACACCCCUGGCGGCCACUUUUCCCGCCUCCUCCUGGGCCACGCAGCGGAGCCCGGUGACAGUUGAGGAUGGCCGGAGCGGAGAGCCCCGCCGGGUGCCAGGCGGAGCUGGAGCCCGUGGUAUCGCUGGUGGACGUGCUCGAGGAAGACGAGGAGCUGGAGAAUGAGGCGUGCGCCGUCCUGGGCGGCAGCGACUCGGAGAAGUGCUCCUACUCGCAGGGCUCUGUGAAGAGACAAGCACUGUAUGCCUGUAGUACCUGCACGCCAGAGGGGGCGGAACCAGCAGGGAUUUGUCUAGCUUGCAGUUACGAAUGUCAUGGAAGUCAUAAACUAUUUGAACUAUACACAAAAAGAAAUUUUCGUUGUGAUUGUGGAAACAGCAAGUUUAAAAACUUGGAAUGCAAAUUAUUUCCUGACAAAUCAAAAGUAAAUUCUUGCAAUAAGUACAAUGACAACUUUUUUGGAUUAUACUGCAUUUGUAAGAGACCUUAUCCUGAUCCUGAAGAUGAGAUUCCAGAUGAAAUGAUACAGUGUGUGGUCUGUGAAGACUGGUUCCAUGGCAGGCAUCUUGGUGCCAUUCCCCCUGAGAGUGGGGAUUUCCAGGAGAUGGUGUGCCAGGCUUGUAUGAGGCGCUGUUCUUUCUUGUGGGCUUACGCUGCCCAGUUGGCAGUCACCAGGCUGUCUGCUGAAGAUGAUGGGCUGCUGCUGAAUGCUACUGGGAUGGGAGACCAAGAUGUCGUCAAGCCUGAAAACGGAGCUCCCCAAGAGAACACCCUGAAAGAAGAUGCUCCAGAACAUGGAAGGGAUCCUGGCAAGGAGGUGAAAGCUGAGCAGAAUAACGAGCCCUGUACCAGCUCCAGUUCUGAGUCUGACCUCCAGACAGUGUUUAAGAAUGAAAAUACCAAAACUGAGCCGCAGUCCAGCUGCAGACUUCAGGAACUCCAAGCCAAGCAGUUUGUAAAGAAAGAUGCUGCCACCUAUUGGCCCUUGAACUGGCGCAGCCGACUGUGCACCUGUCAGGACUGCAUGAAAAUGUAUGGAGAACUAGACGUCAUGUUCCUGACAGAUGAGUGUGAUACAGUCCUGGCUUAUGAGAACAAAGGCAAGAGUGAGCAGGCCACUGACAGAAGGGACCCUUUGAUGGACACCCUUAGCAGCAUGAAUAGAGUCCAGCAGGUGGAGCUGAUUUGUGAAUACAAUGACUUGAAGACCGAACUUAAAGAUUACCUGAAGAGGUUUGCUGAUGAAGGCACGGUUGUUAAGAGAGAAGACAUUCAGCAGUUCUUUGAAGAGUUUCAAUCAAAAAAGAGACGGCGAGUGGACGGGCUGCAGUAUUACUGCAGCUAAAGUGGAGUGCCAUGCUUCCUCAGUCAGGUUCACGGAAAUGCCACUGCUCCGGAAUAAAGAGACCUGUGUCACACUUGGUCCCCUUUCCAUCCUCCCGUGGCCUCAGGCUCCCUUCUCCUUAACAGUAGCUGCAGUGUUUACGCUGGUUUCUCAACAAGCAUCCUCUAUGACUCAGCUCAUUCCACAGACUUCAGCCUUCCUGGCCAGGAUACCUAGGAUUUCUGUUGAAGAAGUUUGAUUUGAUCUUUCAAGAGCAAAUUAGCUUCUUUUCUAGCAGUUUGCUCCAUGACUUCCAGAUGUGUCUCCACAGAGCUGUCGUCCUCUGGGUCCCCUGUGUCUUGCAGGUUCUCUUCCUGUCAGCCGAGCCUCUGUGGGGAACAAUCCCUCUGCCCCCAUGAUCACUCUGUGGGGAACAAACCAUCUGCCCCCAUGAUCACUCUGUGGGGAACAAUCCCUCUGCCCCCAUGAUCACUCUGUGGGGAACAAUCCCUCUGCCCCCAUGAUCACGGUGCCUUGGGGCAAAGCUUCCUCCAGCCUGCUCUGCCAGUCCUCUCAGUGCUUUCUGAGAUUGGAUCAUGGCUUGAACUGAUUGGGAACUUUUCUCUGUACCAACCUUCAGAGUAGCCAGGACUGAUGUUGAUGUCUGUUGGAAAUUGACUCAUGGCAGGAUUGAGGAAGCAAGCCUUUGUUCUGAAUUUCACUGAUUAAUUUAAAGUGAAAUUUCAUUACCACUCUAGUGGCCCUCAAACAUCAGCGUUAGUACUGUAAUGCUCCCAGGGCUUCCUGGGAAUGCACUCCCGUGUGAGCCCCUUUGCUGCUGCCUAAAAAUGACCACAUCCUACCCCCUGACAUGUGGGUGCUUUACAGAGUCCUCUGGUUUCUUACAUAUCAGGGAUAUGCAUAAGCAUAUAUUAAGAAUGGACCUAUUUUGAUACUGUUCUGUUAGGAAAUGUUAUUGGAACCCCAGUAAGUUGUUUUUCUCCUUGAAUCUGUGCUGAAGGCAAAGAUACUGACUGACCUUAGUGGGAGUGAGUGGGGCAGUGACAGCCCUAGAAGAGAGAUGGAGGAUUCCAGCUAAAGCCCUCAGCUAUAUACAUGUUGAGUCUUUGAAUGUAAACAGUGUGCACAGACAUUCCCUCCUGACUGGUCUGAAGGUCUUCAUGGAUUGUUGUAUAAAAUCCUGUGUUUGAGGGAAGUCUUUGAGAUGGUGUGAAGUCUUUUUAAAGCUCCCACGGUCUAUGUGGAAAACAUCUUUUUAUCCACAGACCUAAGUCACACCCUCAAGAGGAACAAGAUCUGCCGUAGCACACUGUGAGGUACAUUAAAGGCAUUUUAGGCCAUGUGUUAGUGGGGAUAGUUUUGUGUGAGCAGCAGUUGUAUGCAAGAAUACUCCAAUUCCUGGGCAAGAUGAAGUAGCCUACAAAUAAGGUCUCAGGAAAUGGCAUGGCUCCUGUACUGUGUAGAGCCUACAGCUUUCUAGUGACAGAUCCUGUGAAGACUGCUAUGUGGAGUUGGAAAGUUCUUCUGGCUGCAGGCAAAGCCUGUGUGCCCUGAGCUGGCAUCCUAGAAAUGGCUCAGUUAAAAACUCCAGGUGCCUACAGCCCAGGGAUCUUCCAAGUCGAGGAUAUUUUGAAUUUGAGAGUUGCACUUUCCUUGUACUAGCAUAUCCUUGAAAUUUAUAUCUUCCCAGAUGUCAGAUUUAACUACCAAAAAGUUCCUGUCUGCCCUCGGUAGGUCAGAACGAGGCUGAGCAGCAGUGUCCGUGAGCAACAGAAAUGCAGACAGCCAGUGUUGAAGGGCUUGCCUAAGAAAGGUUCUCCACUUAACCAGAAAACCUCUUUUUGUACCUGUUCACAACUAGUUUUCUUACUAUUCUCUUAGAGAGAUGGUUUGGGCCAACAUGUGGCAGUUGAUAUUAAUGCAUGUUUUAUGCAGAAGAAAAUGUGAUACUAAUUGCUUUUAAGGAAUUCUGGCAUUGUAUGUACAUUUUUGUAGAAAUUAUUACUCAACAUAUUUCAAUCAGGUUUCUGUAAAAUUCAAAUUAAACCAAUUCAAAAUAG
Arvicanthis niloticus (Nile rat) is the source of this 3583-nucleotide messenger RNA. The record is from RefSeq and is a predicted model, not a curated record. NCBI's taxonomy places the organism in Eukaryota, Metazoa, Chordata, Mammalia, Rodentia, Muridae.